AUGGCAUUCCAGAUUUUCUCAAACAGUGCAGGGUAUCAUCGUUGUUCAUCAUCUGCCGGGUCCAUAACCCACCUUGUGGAGGCCAACCAAUGUCAACCCGAUAACCACCCUCAUAUCAGGGAGCUGGUCCAGGGUAUACUUUUCCCAUCCUUGAUGGUGGUCAGGCCACCUAUCCUCUAUAGCAGGGCUGCCCAAAUUGGUCCUGCAGAGUUUAGCACCAACCCCAAAUGGAUACACCUGAACAAGCUAAUCAAGCUCUUACUAGACAUACUAGAAGCAGUAGUGUUGAGAAGCAAGCAAGUCAUACAUCCAAUGGAAGACAUUGUGCCCCCAAUAGUGUUUUUCGCAGUGGCGGUUUCUGUGUUGAUCAUCUUCUACUGCGUGGCCAAAAGAUUAAUAAGACAUGCACAGUAUGUGCAGUCAAAUACUACAGUCACGACUACACAUCACCCACAAUACUCAUAUCAACAGCCUUUGGCUAAUAACCUACAGCCAGCUUAUGGGGGGCAUCCCAUUCUGACUGGACCAUAUCAGCAAACCUAUGUCCCGGGACCACCACCCACAUAUCAGGAGGCUGCAAGUCUGUUUCCUGCUCCCUUCAGCCAGGCUGCAUAUGACGGUGGUCAGAUCAUGUACCCUCCACAAGCACCGGUUCAGCCAGCGCCUCCUACAGAGUACACGUCGACUCAAGCCCCACAGAGCCCUGAUUAUGUGGAAUCACCAAAGACCAGUUAG
Molecule: messenger RNA, 735 nt
Organism: Carassius carassius (crucian carp)
Lineage: Eukaryota; Metazoa; Chordata; Actinopteri; Cypriniformes; Cyprinidae
Exons: 5
Coding region: 1-735 (244 amino acids)
Source: RefSeq, a predicted model, not a curated record